Molecule: messenger RNA, 1451 nt
Organism: Heterocephalus glaber (naked mole-rat)
Lineage: Eukaryota; Metazoa; Chordata; Mammalia; Rodentia; Bathyergidae
Source: RefSeq, a predicted model, not a curated record
AUGGGCAUCAAGCAUUCAACCAGCCUCAAUGAGGGUUAUGGCUGCUGGAACUGGGGGAAGUCGGGCAAACAGAGGUCUCUAGAAAUGGCAGCCAAUGGGUCAGGCUUGCUCCCGAAUCCUCAGUCCCAAGCCAUUCCCACUGGCAUACAGGACCAAGGACACUGCAAUGAGGGCAGGCCCGGAGGUGUCAGAAGAGACCAAAAGAGAGAAGGGAAAGGCCCCACCAGGGGCUCGGGAACUCUUCCUACCUUCCUGUCAGGUGGUCUGACGGGAAGAGCACGCCUGGAACACACUCCCUCCCCAAGGGCCCAGCCCCAGAGGCCUGUGUCUGCUCCCUCCCGCGCCUCCCGUGACAGGACACAGCUGCCUGCCGCCGCUGCUGAGGAGGUCUGGUGCCUCCCGCCCGCCCACGGCUCCCUCCUGCCUCUGCCGGCCCUGCCCCCGCGCACUCCGCAAGCCAGAGCCCUGCCCACCAAGCCAGCAGAGGGAAGUGACUCUGCAAAGCCUCCCAGGGACUCCCAGGCUUGGCUCAAGGCACCAAUUGUUAACCAGAUGGAUGCAGACCUGGGUGGCAGGAACCAGCUGCAGUCAGGCAACCAGCUGCAGGGCAGCAGGAACCUGGCCUGGCUACCACUCGCAGGGGACACCACAGACCAGACCAGCAUGGCACCAGGCCCUGUGCCCCAUGCUGCUGAGACAUCACCCUCACGGUCUGCGUUUCCAGAUUCCCACUGGGGGACUGAGCACAUCCUCAAAAUGGAUCUCCUAACUCUUGAGGUUGGACAGCUGGCUUCAAAGGGACACUGCAAAGGGACAAAAGGAAGAAGCUAUGUCCCUCCAGACCCUCAGGUGACUACCAAGCAGGAACCAGCAGUCUUCUUUGGAAUGCUUUUAAGGUCAGUACAAGAAUGAACGUGAUUCAUCUUCUACCUAUCAGUGGCCAAGCUCACUUUCUGAUAAAAGGCAAGAGAGACAGAGACCUUGGGAGGCUAUCACGGCUUGCUCUGUACAUUUCAGCUCUGUAAGUAAUUUAAUCUCUGGGCCUUGGCUUCUGUAUUUGUCCUUCUUCUGAUUUUUUUUUUUGGUACCGAGGAUCGAACUCAGGUCAUUGCACUUGCGCAGCAAGUGGUGAAACCACUGAGCUAAAUCCCUGGCCCUUGGCUUCUGUAUUUGUAAUAAAGGAAUGAUGUCACUCAUUUCUCCAUAUCUUGUGAGUCAGGUGCCUGAUCCAUGGCAGGCACUUGGUGUUAGUCUGUCUCUCUCUCUCUCUCUGUCUCUCUCUCCUUCCAUGGGGACUGAACCCAGGUCUUGUGCAUCCAAAGUAGGCAUCCCAUUGCCAACCUACAUCCCUAGCUUAGUACCUAGCUUGUUUCUCUUACCAGGUUGUUGACUAUACUAGAGAAUGAACCUAUACCCACAGGUGAAAAAUAAAAGCACAGUUUUAAGAGCUA